CUGCAACGCGCAUUUGAGGCCAUAGUGUCAAAAUCGCGAGCAGACAACCUGCCGAACAGACUACUUCCCACGCCCAAAUUCUUCCGUAUGUUCGCCACAUUUUCCACGCCAUUGAGAUUUUCGAUUCUGCUAUCAUGAUCCUUCCACUUCUCCCCUCAUCGGUCUCAUGAGUAUAGAACUUACCUGACGACCUCCCCUCUACCACCCGAGUGAUCUUGGCCAGACUCAUCAUGGCCGAAUUCUCCAUGUACUCUGCCCUUACGCAUGCAGGAUCACCGCUGAACUCGCCACGGAACGAAGAACCUAAAAAGCAAGCACCUAAAUGGAGACCACAAGUUGCUCCAAGCCCUAGUGGCUAUCAGCAGACAGGCUCAUCAUAUGGACAGGCUGCGUCGGAUCAGACACAAGAGCAAGGCUAUUUCCCGACCCAACCUCCUCAAGCGCAGGCGAUGCAGGCACCAGCUGGACUACCUGGCCAGCAAUUGCAAGACCCCAUGGGUGGACUUGCACAGCAAAUGGGCGGUAUGGGAAUAGGUGCAGAUGUCCAGCCGAACAUGCCAGCGGCGCGGAAAAAGAAGGACAGACACGCAUAUCAUACACUGGAUAGCGGAGCAGGAAGCUCGCAGGGUUUCAACGGUAUCCCGCAAGGUGCUGGAUCGCAAUUCGUGCCUGCGCAGGGAGCACCAGGACCAUUUGUUGGACAGCAGGCCGGUUCUGCGAUGCCACAAUUUUCAGCUGGAGCAUCAAAUUCAGGGAUGCCACAAGCAAUCGGUCAUAUCCAGCAGAGUCCCGCUCCGACUGGCGCCCCAGCAUCAACAGCGUCAGGUCAAGUGGAUCCAGAGCAAAUACCUAGCAUACCUCGGUCAAGAGAUGGCCCUGCUCAAUAUUACCUCGAUCAUGUGUAUCCAACUAUGGAACAGCACCUUCCACCUCCCUCCGCUGUACCUUUCGUUGCGUUCGAUCAGGGCAAUUCUUCCCCAAAGUUCGCCCGUCUCACCAUGAACAAUAUCCCUGCCAAUGGCGAGGCUUUAAAUUCAACCCAUCUACCGCUCGGUUUAAUACUCCAGCCCUUGGCACCCUUGCAAGAAGGCGAACAACCUAUACCAGUUCUGGACUUUGGUGAUACCGGACCGCCUCGGUGUCGAAGAUGUAGAGCUUACAUCAACCCUUUCAUGCCAUUCCGCAAUGGAGGCAAUAAGUUCGUUUGCAACAUGUGUACGUUUGCAAACGACGUUCCACCAGAAUACUUCUCUCCGACGGACCCAUCUGGUGUUCGCGUUGACCGAAUGCAAAGGCCUGAACUCAGUAUGGGCACAGUAGAAUACAUUGUUCCAAAGGAGUACUGGACCAAGGAGCCAGUGGGACUGCGUUGGCUUUUCCUAAUUGAUGUGAGUGCAGAGGCUAUCAAUCGCGCCUUUCUCGACGGAUUUUGUGACGGCAUCUUGACUGCCCUGUACGGAGAGGAUGGCCAGACCAGCGAGCAAUCGGAAGGCAGAGGCGGGAGCCGGACAUCACCUCCAGGGGCCAAGGUUGGCAUUGUCACCUACGAUAAAGAAAUACACUUCUACAACUUGAGCUCCAGCCUGGAACAGGCUCAAAUGUUGGUGAUGCCGGAUAUCGAGGAUCCUUUCGUGCCUCUGAGCGAGGGUCUCUUCGUAGACCCCAUUGAGUCCAAAGCUAAUAUCACUUCUCUCCUGACCCGCCUACCCGAUAUGUUCGGCUCAAUCAAGAAUCCGGAGCCGGCGUUAUUGCCGACGCUACAUGCUGCAACGGCAGCACUGAAAGCUACCGGUGGUAAGAUUAUCUGCUCAUUGGCAUCGUUACCUACAUGGGGCCCGGGCCGACUCCAUCUUCGAGACGAUGGCAAGAUGCUUGACACCGACGGAGAGAAGAAACUACUCACCACGGAGCAUCCUGGGUUCAGACAAGUUGCGAAAAGUUUGGUUGAAGCUGGUAUUGGCGUUGAUUUCUUCCUGGCUGCUCCAAGCGGAGGCUACCUCGAUAUUGCGACUGUUGGCCAUGUAUCGGCAUUUUCAGGUGGCGAGGCGUUCUAUUACCCAAAUUUCCAUUCCCCUCGAGACUUACUGAAGCUCUCAAAGGAAAUUACGCAUACAGUGACUCGAGAGACUGGCUACCAGGCUCUGAUGAAGGUUCGUUGCUCGAACGGCCUGCAAGUCUCGGCCUAUCACGGCAAUUUCUGGCAUCACAACCUGGGAGCUGAUCUGGAAUUCGGAAGCAUCGACGCAGAUAAAUCAGUAGGCGUCAUGUUUAGCUAUGAUGGCAAGCUUGACCCAAAGCUGGAUGCACACUUCCAGAGUGCUUUACUGUACACAACGGCUGGUGGACAACGACGCGUUCGCUGUACUAACUUGGUAGCUAGCGUGAGUGAGGGCGCUAUUGAAUCCAUGAAAUUUAUCGACCAGGAUGCUGUCGUCAAUAUCAUCGCCAAGGAAGCUGCUGCCAGGAUAGGCGAGAAAACACGUACAGAUAUACGCAAGGCGUUGACCGAAAAGACCAUUGACAUAUUAGCCGGCUAUAGGAAGAACUUCUCUGGGUCUCAUCCUCCUGGACAAUUGGUACUGCCUGAAAAUCUGAAAGAGUUCAGCAUGUAUAUACUCGGUCUGAUCAAGUCGAGAGCAUUCAAGAACGGGAAAGAGCCAACAGAUCGCCGCGUCUUUGACGCGAGAAUGAUCAGGUCUAUGGGUACACUGGAAUUGUCUCUGUAUCUUUACCCUCGGAUCUAUUCCAUCCACAACCUCGACGAGAAAGACGGAUUUCCCAACGAGAAUGGCCACCUACGUAUGCCCCAGGCUAUACGAGCGUCCUAUUCGAAGGUCGAGGAAGGCGGCGCCUACAUUGUGGACAACGGACAGAUCUGUCUGCUUUGGCUACACGCCCAGGUCUCUCCAAAUCUACUAGAGGACUUGUAUGGGGAAGGCCGAAACUCUCUUAAGGUCUUGGACGCAUUUUCAUCUUCCAUACCGGUAUUGGAGACACACUUGAACGCACAAGUGAGGAACAUUCUACAGUACUUGGAAGGGUCCAGGGGCUCGAAAGCCAUGACCAUCCAGUUGGCUCGCCAGGGACUUGAUGGUGCGGAAUACGAGUUUGCUCGACUGUUGUACGAAGAUCGAAAUAAUGAGGCACAAAGCUAUGUCGAUUGGCUCGUACAUGUACAUCGGCACAUACAGUUGGAGCUUGCUGGCCAGCGCAAGAAGGAAGAUGCUGGUGACGCCGGGUUCACCGGACUGAGGACACCGUAUUGGAAUUGAUUUGGCUACCUUAAUCAUUAUGCGAACAUGAGCCCACGGCUACCGAAUCAGAUGAUUAUGCGUAUAUGGGUCCGUUUUUGUGGGUUCUGUAGAAGAUGGAGCAUCCCCUCACACCGUCCAUAGCAUGCAUAGUUUUAUAUAUGACUGUAUCCAUAUUGAAGAUGAUCAACCAACGUAGCAUGCUGCCUUGUGUUUGAUCAAAGGCAAUAUUAGAGUACUGCUACAGGAU
Molecule: messenger RNA, 3501 nt
Organism: Pseudovirgaria hyperparasitica
Lineage: Eukaryota; Fungi; Ascomycota; Dothideomycetes; Acrospermales; Acrospermaceae
Product: Sec23/Sec24 family protein-like protein
Exons: 2
Coding region: 231-3272 (1013 amino acids)
Biological process (GO): COPII-coated vesicle cargo loading; intracellular protein transport; endoplasmic reticulum to Golgi vesicle-mediated transport
Cellular component (GO): endoplasmic reticulum exit site; COPII vesicle coat
Molecular function (GO): zinc ion binding; SNARE binding
Source: RefSeq, a predicted model, not a curated record